GGGAGUCGCGUCCGCCAGGCCUCACAUCCUCGGGAGGCGGAGGCCCGCCCGCCCGUCCGGUCGCGGCGUCUCCCUGCGCCGACUGCCUGGCCUGGCCUGGCCGUCGUCCGCCGCGGCCUUCGCUUCCCGCCUUCCUGCGUUCCCGCGGUCCUCGGGCCGCGGCGGCCGCAGCUUCCCCUUUCGCCCUUCUUGGCGCCCUUUGCCCCUUCCCGCCUUUUCCCGCCCUGCGAGCCGCAUUCCUCUCCGCUUGCCUCCCGUCACUCGGCUCGCGUCCUCCGCGCCGCGGCUCCACUCCAGCCUCCUCCCCGGGUCCGUGGUUGGCCGGGCGAGCAGGGUCAAAGCCGUGACAGCUCCCGGCUUGGGGGCGUCCCCAGGUUCGGACCUUUCCCCGCCGAUCCUGUUUAACCGCGACAGAUUCAAGUUUGUAUUAACAGGAACAUCCAUAGGAGUGCAGAAACUUUCACAAUGAAAUCUGAAGCCAAGGAUGGAGAGGAGGAGAGUCUACAAACUGCCUUCAAGAAAUUAAGAGUGGACGCAUCAGGAGGGCCACAGCUCAACUCUCAGCACCCAUGCCAUAGCUGUAACUGUAGCUCCAAGGAGAUCCUGUGCCUCUGGCCUCUGCACACAGCUAUACUCAAAAGCACAUACCUUGUUCCCAGGUCCGUCCUGUCUCUGUCUGUCGGAGAAGGCACAAGUGUCAGAGCAUCAGUCAGAACAGCAACAGAUGACACCAAACCUAAAACCACAUGUGCGUCUAAAGACAGUUGGCACGGGUCUACAAGGAAGUCUUCACGAGGAGCAGUGAGAACCCAGCGUCGUCGACGCUCUAAGUCUCCUGUCCUUCAUCCUCCCAAGUUCAUACAUUGCAGCAAGACAACAUCUCCUCCCAGCAGCCAGCUCAAGCACAGAAGCCAGACUGAGCCACCUGACAGCAGUAGUGGGCUGGGAAUUUCAAGCCCCAAAGAGUUCAACACAGGAGAGACCUCUACUUCUCUUGAUGUUAAUCACACGGGGGCAGGCAUUGAGCCUCUGAGAAGUUCAGUUCCAAGGCUCACACCAGAGAGUAAAACAGAAGAGCCCUCUGAUGCUACUACCCAAGUCUCCCCAGAAAGUCUUAAGGCCAGCAAUCUCUCUGACUUUCGAUCUGUUUCCAAGCUAAGCCAGGGCAAGCCGUGUGUGUGUGUAGGCAAGGAGUGCCAGUGCAAGAGAUGGCAUGAUAUGGAAGUGUAUUCCUUUUCAGGUCUGCAGAGUGUCCCUCCUUUGGCCCCAGAACGAAGAUCACUUGAGGACUACUCCCCAUCACUGCACACCAGAACUCUGUCUGGCUCCCCUCGAUCCUGUUCCGAGCAAGCUCGUGUCUAUGUGGAUGAUGUGACCAUUGAGGACCUAUCAGGCUACAUGGAAUAUUACUUGUAUAUCCCUAAGAAAAUGUCCCACAUGGCAGAGAUGAUGUACACCUGAUAACGAGAAGCUGAUUCGUAUGCUUUAAACCAAUGAAGGGUUGUCAGAGGCUUAGUUAACAGCAGACCUACCUGGUGGCCACUCUGUGAGAAGACAUCUCUUUCUGCUCACUGUGCUUGCAAUAAAAACUUCUCUUGGCAUCUCAGUUAAUCUUCAUUCUGUCAGUUUACUGAGUUCUUAUGUACCCAUUAAGGCAAGCAGGUCAAAGAAAAUGUCUCCUAAAAAUGUUCUGAGGGCUGAAGAAACCAUAAUGACUGGAGAUUGAAAGCAGUGGGGAGUGUGUAAUUCUUGUAAGACAGCAUAUUUCAGACCUGCUUAAGAUAUGGCAGUCAAGAAACUCCAGUGUGCUAUUGUAACUGAACACUCAUGUUGUAAAUGCCAGCCCACCAGUAGGAGAGCUUUUAAGACGCAUUGAAACUGUCUUUGGUUUAACACGGGUUUAUGUCAUUAAAGGUUUCUUAUGUUAUUGUUGAGUCAGAGAUCUAAGGUUUAGAUUCAGUUUGAAUGAACCAGGUGGCCUGCCCCAUAUUGUUUGAGGGAGUCAAUAACCUUACUAUCACUAAAUAAACCCCCGCUGGUGCUGUUA
Alexandromys fortis (reed vole) is the source of this 2047-nucleotide messenger RNA. It is a transcript of the gene Oser1, whose product is annotated as oxidative stress responsive serine rich 1. Lineage: Eukaryota; Metazoa; Chordata; Mammalia; Rodentia; Cricetidae. Bases 466 to 1461 code for a protein of 331 amino acids. The record is from RefSeq and is a predicted model, not a curated record. Gene Ontology annotation, biological process: cellular response to hydrogen peroxide. The transcript is spliced from 5 exons.